Molecule: messenger RNA, 213 nt
Organism: Rotaria sordida
Lineage: Eukaryota; Metazoa; Rotifera; Eurotatoria; Philodinida; Philodinidae
Source: the annotation of a GenBank genome assembly
AUGGCACGUAGUGGUCGAAUUGGGGAACUUAAUGGUAUAGCAGCAUUACAAUCAAUCAACUUAGCUCCUCCACCAAUAUCGCUAUAUCUUCCUGCACCACCAGUAUCACUUUAUCUUCCUCCUCCACCACAAUCAAUUUAUGUAUCAUCUUCAUCACAAUCAAUGCAUUUAUCAGCUCCACCACAGUCAUUCUAUUUACCUCCUCCACCAUAA